This is a messenger RNA of Monosiga brevicollis MX1, 924 nucleotides long. RefSeq lists its product as uncharacterized. The transcript has 5 exons. The record is from RefSeq and is a predicted model, not a curated record. Bases 1 to 924 code for a protein of 307 amino acids. Lineage: Eukaryota; Choanoflagellata; Craspedida; Salpingoecidae. Gene Ontology annotation, cellular component: nucleus.
AUGGCGGACGACCGGACCGAUCGACGGCGGCGAAUGCAGCAGCAGCAACAGCAGCAGUCGUCGUCGUCGUCGUCGCACAAGCGCAGGCAGCAGAAGCAGAGAGAACAGAAAAAUCAACGUGACACCGACCACCAUGAACGGCAUCAUCGCCUGCCAGUCACGGACCUCUCCGAGCUGCUGACAGCUGAUGCUCAAGGGUGCGUGCUACGAGCUAUGCUUGGACACGCCCAUCAUAAUGCGCACCACCGCAUGGCUCAGCAUCUUCGCCUCUCCUUGGUGCCCGGCUUAGCCCUGUACGAUGAAUCUGAAGAUGACCAGGAUGCGGAACUUGAAGGCAUCCGGCUGUUACUACGACUCGAGUCUGAGCACCUCUUGCACGCCUCAUCAGAUGCCCACGACUCGGCCGUGACCCAUGUUCAGCAACAGCAAUGUCGAAACGCGCGCACUGACGAUCAUCACGUCAUCCAGGAAUUGCAAAUAGCUUUGGACCGCCUCGCGACCUUGGACUGCAACAUCAGCCCACCGACGCUCGAUGCUUACCUACGCCUCUCGUCCAAUGCCCAUGGCCUCUUUGCCCCUGAAUGGAUCGACGUCGCCGUAUGCGCCUGCACAGACGGAUUGCAGUUGAUCAACCAUAGUUGCUUGCCCAAUGCGGCUUUGGAUUACGAGGCUAGCCUGGCACAAAGCCGGGCCGAACAUCGACCCGUCAUUGUGCUGCGUGCCAUUGUAGCCGGCUUGGCUCAUGGUUCUGGCUCAACGCUGAAACUUGCUGUGCGCGUGCUUACAGUCAAGCCAAGUGACGUGGUAACCAUCUCUUACGUCAACUUGACCUGGUCCCUGAAUCGUCGUCAAAGAUAUCUCAUGGACACAAUCGGGUUUGUCUGGCACAUCUGCUUCUGUCUGAUCAACGGGUCUGAUCAGUGA